Messenger RNA from Siniperca chuatsi (mandarin fish), 5907 nucleotides. RefSeq names its product F-box and leucine-rich repeat protein 16 (gene fbxl16). The transcript is spliced from 7 exons. Bases 401 to 1915 code for a protein of 504 amino acids. Lineage: Eukaryota; Metazoa; Chordata; Actinopteri; Centrarchiformes; Sinipercidae. The record is from RefSeq and is a predicted model, not a curated record. Gene Ontology annotation, cellular component: SCF ubiquitin ligase complex. Gene Ontology annotation, biological process: SCF-dependent proteasomal ubiquitin-dependent protein catabolic process. Gene Ontology annotation, molecular function: protein binding.
GUGUGUGUGUGUGCGUGUGUGUGUGUGUGUUUGUGUGUGUGGAGGAGAAAUUACGAAACAGAGAGGGCCACUCUGUUGUGGAGGAGGACUAGGCGAUCGAAAACACAACAGAGAAGAUCUUUUGCUAAGCUUUUAACGGUUUUGCAGAGGAGUCUAUGUAUCGUCUGUCCUCUACGUUUGACUAAUUCUGAUUUUGGACCCGGGUGCUCUUCUUGUAUCUAUGGGCUCGAUAAGCGCAUCUCUCGUUAGGACAUAACGGGCAGGGCUGCCUCCUAAUCAUUAUUUAAUUCGCCUUCUCUGCGCCGCAACAUUGGCAGAAACCUGAUCCAGAGGCAGCAGCAACAACAACGUGCUGAUCAUGGAUUAGUGCUCGAGUGAAUUUUCAUCUGAGAGGUUCCCAAUGUUGAACAUGUCCACCCCCAGCGAGCUGAAGCCUCCCUGUGUGACUCGUAACGGAAUGGUGAAGUUGCCCCCCAGCCAGCCUAAUGGUCUGGGCAGUGCGAGUAUCACUAAGGGGACACCUGCUGCCAAGAACCGCCUGUGCCAGUCCUCCUCAGUACCCUCCAUCCUGCCCCCUCUACCGUCGUCCCUUCCCUACCACCACCACCACCACCUGGAUGGCCCUGGCAUGCCCAACUCAGCAGCCUCUCUCCUGGGCUCUGACCUGGAGCCUGGAAAGCCUCUGGUGGGCUUGAAGCCAUCCUUUCGUCAGCUUCCCCCUCUCACUCUACCGAAACCCAUGCUGCUGGAGCGCCAGCUUAUCCUGGAUGAGAAGCUGCUCAACCGAUUGCUCUGGUACUUUACCACAGCUGAAAAAUGUGUGCUGGCGCAGGUAUGCAAGACAUGGCGCAAGGUGCUGUACCAGCCCAAGUUCUGGGAGGGCGUGACACCCAUCUUGCAUGCCAAGGAGCUCUAUACCCUGCUGCCAAAUGGGGAGAAGGAGUUUGUCAGUCUGCAGGCCUUUGCCCUGCGUGGCUUCCAAUCUUUCUGCUUAGUGGGCGUGUCAGACCUGGACAUUUGUGAGUUCAUUGACAACUACCCACUGUCCAAGAAAGGUGUUCGCUCAGUCAGCCUCAAGAGGUCCACCAUCACAGAUGCUGGUUUGGAGGUUAUGUUGGAGCAAAUGCAAGGCCUGAUGCACCUUGAACUGUCAGGCUGCAACGACUUCACGGAGGCCGGCCUGUGGUCCAGUCUGAAUGCCCGGCUAACUUCCCUCAGUGUCAGUGACUGCAUCAAUGUGGCAGAUGACGCUAUUGCUGCUAUCUCACAGCUGCUGCCCAACCUAUCAGAGUUGAGCCUGCAGGCCUACCACGUCACUGACACGGCCAUGGCCUAUUUCACAGCCAAACAGGGCUACACCACCCACACUCUGCGGCUUCACUCCUGCUGGGAGAUCACCAAUCACGGUGUGGUCAACAUGGUGCACAGCCUUCCCAACCUGACUGCCCUCAGCCUCUCUGGCUGCUCCAAGAUCACUGACGAUGGUGUGGAGCUGGUUGCUGAGAACCUGCGUAAGCUCCGCAGCCUGGACUUGUCCUGGUGCCCUCGGAUCACUGACAUGGCCCUGGAGUACAUUGCCUGUGACCUGCAUAAACUGGAAGAACUGGUGCUGGACAGGUGUGUGCGGAUCACAGACACUGGCUUGGGCUACUUGUCCACCAUGUCAUCAUUAAGGAGCCUCUAUCUGCGCUGGUGCUGUCAGGUGCAAGAUUUUGGACUGCAGCAUUUGUUUGGAAUGAGGAGUCUUCGUCUACUGUCUCUUGCAGGCUGCCCCCUGCUGACCACCACUGGUCUAUCAGGCCUUAUCCAGCUGCAGGAGCUGGAGGAGCUGGAGCUGACCAACUGCCCUGGAGCCACUGCCGAGCUCUUCAAAUACUACUCCCAGCACCUGCCCCACUGCAUGGUCAUUGAGUAAGACCACUGACCUAUCCCACCAACCAACCGACCGACCGAUCGCCAUACUUCUACCUUCUUCCUCCUUACUCUUCCUCACUCUUUUCUCAAAUGCUAGCCAGGAGACUGAACUGCUCCUACUGUACCACACGGUUGCUCAUUACUUGACCCCCUACCCGUCUUCCUCCACACCUCAUUGAGUAGACUGACCCACAGAUGGACAGAUAGGCAUAAAGGCAGAUGAUGGUAAAUGCCUGACCCAGAGGAUGAUGGGAUGGCGUUUGAGCUUCAUUUAAGAAGAUACUGGAGUGAAGAGCUUGGUGUGACAUCUUGUCUGACAGCAAGUUUCUUUUUCAGAAUCAACAAAAGGCUUUUGUACAGAGGAGAGCUUCUCUAAAGACUUUGAUGAUUUUCUUUUCGCUGAAUGGACACUGAAGGGAGUUACAUGCGCAGAUCCAGAUGCAACGUAAAUGAAUUAGGAAAGGGGAAAUAAUGACUUGUGUUUGAGCUGAUAUGGUGGAACUCACACAUGCGCUCAUACACUGUAAACACACUCACACACAUACUGUAUAUGGUAAGUGAAACAAAUGUAAGUCCUCAAGACCAUGAGUACUGACGUUUCUAUUUCCAUCACUCUGUGUAAUAUAACUGCUAUUCUUUUUCUCAGAAGGUAUCAAAUGUUAAGUUUUCUCUUGUUUAAAGAAAGACACCAAAUGCCAGCUAGAGAAACAGGAAUCAGAGGCAACUAAAGCAGUUGAGGAAGUGAGUGACAGGGAUGGAUCUCUCUUUUUCUCCCUUCCUCUGUGUGUGAAGUGACUCACAGGUUCCCAUCCUCUUGGGAUACCACAAUCUUUUUCCAUAUCUGUGUCUUAUCAGAAUGAUGAAUUUGAUUUGAACUUUUGUGGUCCUGAAGCUGCAUUGUGUGACCCCCUGGCUAACAUGAGGUUACCUCAAAAGGUAAAAAGGGAGGCUAGGGGAUUUCAGUAUUUGUUAUUAGAGCAGUCUACACUACAGGCCAUGGUCAGAAAUGAGUAGGAGCUCAGGGCUCUUGUACUGGGGCAGUUUUUAAAAGAUAAUUUUGUUUGAGGGAAAUUUACACAUUUUCCUACUAACCCAGAGUCAGAGAAUCUUAUGAAUGGCCUUUCAUAUUUAGCCUAGCUUAGCUCAAUUAACUGAUGUCAGUGGGAUCACGUAACAGCUCCUAUUAGUCCUUAGCCCUACAGUUGAUGGCUGGUCUAACUACACUGAAUGUUUGAAUUGUAAAUGACAUAUUACAAUCGCCAUUUACAUUCUAAUGUUCCUAAUAUCUGCAAACUGAGAAGUGAGUUUAUGUGAAACUUAAAUCCACAAAUUGUUUUUUAAAGGCAAAACUGCCUUUGGAAGUAUAUAAAAUGUGAGCAAAAACAUAAAUUAACAUCAAUCAAGGAAGCUGUCAUUGUUCAGGGCUAUGCUUUUGUUGCUUUUUUUGUUGCAAACCCAAGUUGUUAUAAAGCAUAUUUUUUCUUAGACCUUAGAUUCCCAUAUACAUCCAUAAUCUGAGCUAAGCAAGGCUAAGCUUUGUAUUCAACACUGGUACAAAAAGGCAUCUGAAAGUGUGUCUGACAUUGGGUAAGAAGGAAAACAGUAGUAAGUAAGUUUCCCAUAAACCAAAGUAUUUAUUUAUCAUGAAUACGUUAUUGAUGUUACAAAGUAAAAACAAAUAAUUUAAAUGCCAGUAGUUUCGUUCCCACGAUCAUCUGAUAUUAAAAAGAAAUGAAUGAGCCCAACAGUGAGCCACUGAAGGGAUUGGAUCAGUGUCAGCCAGUAUUAGGUUGUGCCAAAUGCAUCCGUAGCAGCACAUAAAAUGUGGCUGGUUGUCUCUAGCUGAUUGCUGGCUACACUGAAACUGACUCAGUGUGUACUGUACGGACAUGGCAGACCAUGCAUGUUUUUAGUUGGUCUGCAUUUUUGUUUCAAGAAGGCCCAUUUUACAGGUUGUUCUGAAUAUCUUCAUUGUACAGUAUAUUUAUUUAUUUAUUUAUUAAUCUAUUUAUUUCUUUAAAUUAAUUUGUGUCUUAUUUACAUGAUUUAUUUAUUGAAGAGGCAUUUUUCAAAUGAUUUUGUUUUAUGGAACUUGCUUCAAAUUUGGGCCUGAAUUAGCUUAUGCAUUUAUUACUGGUUUUGUUUUUGUUAUUAUUAUUUUCUGACAUUUCAGACCCCUGAGUGAAAUAAUCUACUUAUUACACAUUUAACAUACACUCUUUUAGACACCAGUGACAGUUCACAUCAUUAAGACUGACUUAAAGUUUUUUAAUCUUCAUAAUGCGCAAGAGUAUAUUUUUUGUGCAAGUAUGUGUCAACUUUGUAUUACCGUUGGGUCCAUCAUUAAGAACAAUGGGAUAAACAGUGGUGACAAGUUAUAUUUACUGUCAUUGUCCUGAAAAUGGAAAUACAGAGUAUGAGUCUGAGAUUGACCUCUGUGAUGGCUAAGAAAUGUUUACACUGUCUACAAAGACAAAUGGCAAGAUGUCUGAUUUGAAGAUGAGGAUUCUGUGGAAGCUUAUUACGGACAUAACUAUUGAAAAGGAAAAACUUUAUAUAUUAAACACAUUUUGAGCAUGAUCCAGCAAGCUAGCUUUAACACUAGCUCUGCACUCACUAGCUUUGGUUUGGGAGAGCUUAAGACUUUAUUGGAACUUCAUGGUGGCAUGAUAGAUACUAGGAUGGCAAGUGUGUUGAUAUGUUGAUUUUGUUAUUAUUACUGUAACUGUCCACUCAAGUGCAAUUUGAUAUUUAUGCCACACCUUACUAAUAAAUGAAGGCCAUCUGGAAGCAACAGUUACUUGAUAGAUGUUCGUUACUGCGCCCUCUGGGGCUACUUGCCGAGUAACUGUACAAGACAUGUAGCCAAGAGUUUCAUUGUUUUUAGUUUGGCCAGCUCAUGGAAUUAUCAUUAAAUUACUAAAGUUUUGAUUUGGGAGAACUAAAGACUAAAAUGCCUAAUUAGACAGAAAAAUGACAAUUACUUAUUUAAAAUUGCUGUUUAGUUUUUAAUAACUAAAUUAAAUGGUUUUCAUUACACAAAGUUAACAGUGGUUUAAUUUACAGUGUCAGAUCAGCAUGCAAACAUUUUUCAUGUGCAAAAAUCAAGUCAUUUUAAAUAUCUAUAUUGUAAAGUUGUCAAUAAUGAAUUGAUAAGUCGAUAAUUGGUCCCAUCCCUACUCUUUCACCCUAAAAACAUACAUUUCAAAAUGUGUUCUGCAGCUCUGUUCCUGCACCCUGACUCACAAUUUGAUUACUACUCAACACAAAUGUGUUUUGUGCUGUUUCAGUAUUUUUGCUUUUAAUGAGCUUCCGGAGAAUUCAAAUGUAAGUUUACAUAUCAUGAACUUUGACAUGCACAGUCAUGCAUUUCUCAGCUAUUAACAACUAACAACAAAUCCAAGGUACAUUAUCUAAGGUACAUUUUCUAAGGUAAAUAAUUCCUGUCACAUCUAUUACUGUCUACAGUCUUUGGUCUACAUCUGGUCUACACCAUUUUGUUACAACCCUUGUACAGCACAACUUUAAGUAAGCAGUAAAAUAAAUACUGACAGUUGACUGAUAAUGUUGAAAUUGGCAGGAUUUGUGUGCUCUUUCAGUCUCAGAGUGUUUAGCCCACCUGUGCCUGUACUGAUCUUACUUUGACCGAAGACCACCUUUGCACUAAUGACCAGCGGCUUUUGUGCUUUGGUACCUGCAGAUGUUCUAGACCAUUUGAAAAAAGCAUUGACUCAUACCAACAUCACACCAACAUGCCUGUUGACAAGAAGUGCCAGAGCCAGAUGUGGUCAGUAAGUGGUUUGGACUUCUGGUAACAAUGGAAAUGAACUGAUCGUGUGUAAAGCUGUGUUGUGUGUAGACUAUUCACACAUGCAUAUAUCAAUGAUUUCAAUGGCAAGAUGAAAAUGUUGCAAAAAAUGAUGGAUCCGGUCAAAUAUGUAUUAUUAGUUUUCCUGCAGCUCUUAAGCAAAUAAAAUGUAAUGUUGGAAAGUA